AUGAGCGAUACAAUAGAAGAGAAAGAUCAUUGGCGGUCAGUGAUACGUGCGUUCGAUGGGUAUAUGAGGUAUCAUCUGUCGGCGAAUCAUGCUAGACGUAUGAACUUCCUUUCACUGCCUAAAGAAUCGAAACAGAUAUUUAACGGUAUAGGAUAUCGAGAAAAGCUCGAUGCUGUAGAUGAAGGUAUCAGGCGGAAUGCAGAAUUCAUAGAGGAGAUGAUAGCUACACCUGUGUUUGCAGAUAUGCUAGAACAAGAUGAGUCUGAACGUCGACUGUCGCACUCGCAAGCGCAUGCACAUAGUCACGAACAUGACCACUCUCCCUCGCAUGGACAUCCACACGAUGCACCAAGAGCAGAUAAAUUAUCACAACAAGAAAUCGAUAUGGCUCAAGAUAAAAUACGUUCAACACUUCGAUCAUUCGUUAGAGAUUGGGCUAUCGAAGGUAGAAGAGAGAGAGCAGCGUGUUAUGAUCCAUGUUUAGAAGCAUUAGAGAAGUAUUAUCCUUUGGCCAAGGAAGAAGAUGGGAAUAUAGACGGCGAAAAAGAAAUCAAAAAGGAUAGAGGCAGCGUAAGGGUUUUAGUACCCGGUUGUGGUUUAGGUAGAUUAGCCAUGGAAAUAGCUGCAAGAGGGUUCGCUUCACAGGGGAAUGAGUUUAGUUCAUAUAUGCUUAUAGCUUCAGAUUGGGUGUUAAACCACACAAGUCAUCGACAUUCACAUACGAUUUAUCCAUAUCUCCAUUCGUUCUCAAAUCAUCUAUCAACGAUGCACAAUCUACUACUAAGAGUUCAGAUACCUGAUAUUUGUCCUUCGGACGUAUUGGGUAAUGGACAAGGAGGAGCUUUUUCUCUAGUAGCAGGUGAUUUUGAAGAUAUCUACGGUCCAUCUUCUUGGGAUAUACCACGAGUUCUUUCAAAUCAAAUUCAGAUACAAACGUCAGAUCCAAAACCAGAUUCGAAUUCAGAUGGAUAUGGAAACGGAGAUUGGGAUGAAAGUCAAGAUGAUGGUAAAGUAUGUCAAAAAGGUAGAUGGGGUGCCGUAGUAACUUGUUUUUUUAUCGAUUGUGCUCGAAACGUUUUGAACUAUCUUAAAAUAAUUCAUACGAUACUCGCAGACGAUGGAGUUUGGAUAAAUAUAGGACCGUUAUUAUGGCAUUUUGAAAAUUCACCUAAAAACUCUCCUACGGGUGAAGGAAGUAUCGAAUUGAGUUUAGAUGAAGUCAAAGAAUUAGCUAGGAUAGUUGGAUUUGACAUUAGAGAAGAGAAAAUGAUUAAGACCACUUAUACUGGUAUUCCAGACGGUAUGUUGAAGCAUGAGUAUAAUGCCGCAUUUUGGGUAGCGACGAAACGAAAAACGACGUAG
Kwoniella shivajii is the source of this 1362-nucleotide messenger RNA. RefSeq lists its product as uncharacterized. Gene Ontology annotation, molecular function: S-adenosylmethionine-dependent methyltransferase activity. The record is from RefSeq and is a predicted model, not a curated record. NCBI's taxonomy places the organism in Eukaryota, Fungi, Basidiomycota, Tremellomycetes, Tremellales, Cryptococcaceae. The transcript has 8 exons. The coding region runs from base 1 to 1362 and encodes 453 amino acids.